GACUGGCAUGCGACAAGCGACUGCGAGGAUCCCGACGUGUCCAAGAACACGACUUUGGCCAAGCCAACGACAAGAGCACAAAAACUUUUUUAAGCCUUGGCAAAUAGGUCCAUUAGAUUGCAGUUGUUCGACCAGUUUUAUACGGGUGCACGAGGAUUAAUCCCCUAACACAUCGUGGCUGUCAACGGUUUGGCAUGCUGGAGCGCUAAAGCGGACAGAAUUGAACUCCUGCUUUCGCACAGAGGAUUCAAUGAAAAUGUCUGUCUGUGUCCACGAGAACCGCAAGUCACGGGCCAGCACAGGCUCCAUGAACAUGUACCUUUUCCACAAGUCCUCCUAUGCCGACAGCGUCCUGAUGCACCUGAAUGCUCUGCGGCAGCAGAGGCUCUUCACCGACGUUUUACUCCACGCGGGGAGUCGUUCCUUUCCCUGCCAUCGGGCCGUGCUGGCUGCCUGCAGCCGGUACUUUGAGGCCAUGUUCAGUGGUGGGCUGAGAGAGAGUCAGGCUAAGGAGGUGGACUUCAGAGACUCAAUACACCCAGAGGUGUUAGAACUUCUUUUGGAUUAUGCUUACUCGUCUCGUGUGGUAAUCAACGAGGAGAACGCUGAGUCUCUGCUGGAGGCUGGAGACAUGCUGGAAUUCCAGGACAUCCGUGAUGCCUGUGCUGAGUUCCUGGAGAAGAACCUUCACCCGUCAAACUGCCUGGGCAUGCUCCUCCUGUCUGAUGCUCACCAGUGCACCCAGCUGUCCCAGCUCUCCUGGAGUAUGUGCCUCAGUAACUUCCCAGCCAUCUGCAAGACAGAGGAGUUCCUGCAGCUGCCCAAGGACAUGGUGGUGCAGCUGCUCGCACAUGAGGAGUUGGAGACGGAGGAUGAGCGGUUGGUCUAUGAGUCAGCACUCAACUGGGUGAACUAUGACCUUGAGCGACGACAUUGCCACUUGCCCGAGCUGCUGUGCACCGUACGACUUGCCCUCCUGCCUGCCAUCUUCCUCAUGGAGAAUGUCUCCACAGAGGAGCUCAUCAACGCACAGGCCAAGAGCAAGGAACUGGUGGAUGAGGCCAUCCGCUGCAAGCUUCGUAUUCUGCAGAACGACGGCGUGGUCAAUAGUCCUUGUGCCAGGCCUCGCAAGACUAGCCAUGCCCUAUUCCUGCUAGGUGGCCCUACAUUUAUGUGUGACAAGCUCUACUUGGUGGACCAGAAGGCCAAGGAAAUCAUCCCAAAGGCAGACAUUCCCAGUCCACGGAAGGAGUUCAGUGCCUGUGCUAUUGGCUGCAAAGUCUAUGUGACAGGUGGCCGGGGCUCAGAGAAUGGUGUGUCCAAGGACGUUUGGGUAUAUGAUACCUUGCAUGAAGAGUGGUCCAAAGCAGCUCCCAUGCUGAUAGCUCGAUUUGGUCAUGGCUCAGCUGAACUUCGUCACUGCCUCUAUGUGGUUGGGGGACAUACAGCUGCCACUGGUUGCCUUCCAGCAUCGCCGUCUGUCUCCUUGAAACAGGUGGAGCAGUUUGACCCAGUUGCCAACAAGUGGAGCAUGGUUGCACCUCUACGUGAGGGCGUCAGCAAUGCAGCAGUGGUCAGUGUCAAGCUCAAGUUGUUUGCCUUUGGAGGAACGAGUGUGGCCCAUGACAAGUUGCCCAAGGUGCAGUGCUACGACCCGGUGGAGAAUCACUGGACUGUGCCGGCAUCUUGCCCACAGCCAUGGCGCUACACGGCGGCUGCUGUUUUAGGGAACCAGAUCUUUGUGAUGGGGGGCGACACAGAGUUCUCCGCCUGCUCAGCCUACAAGUUCAGCAGCGAGACUUACCAGUGGACUAAAGUAGGUGAUGUUACGGCUAAGCGCAUGAGCUGCCAAGCAGUUGCCUCGGGCAACAAACUGUACGUUGUCGGCGGUUAUUUUGGAACACAGCGCUGCAAGACGCUAGACUGCUAUGACCCCACAUUGGAUGCCUGGAACAGCAUAACCACUGUACCCUAUUCCCUAAUCCCCACUGCCUUCGUCAGCACCUGGAAGCACCUCCCAGCCUGAUGGCUCCAUGCCUUCACUCCCCAAGACCUUCUUUUUUCCUGUGAGAUUCCCUGUUUUCCCAUUGUUAUUGUCUACUGGAUUCCAACUGUGAAGAUUUUCACCUUCCUGUGCAAUUUCAUCAAAAAAAGUUUUUCUUCUAUUAAAAGCUCUACUUUAACGUUUAACAUGUCAAACAGUGAAGCUUUCUUUUUCCUGCUGCAAGCUAACAAAUAUGUGCUUCAGAGAACCUUCGGCUUUGAAACCUUUACUUUGCAACGGCAACUCAUUUUUGUGGCUCCUCAGAACAUUGUGGCUGCCGCGACAAC
Electrophorus electricus (electric eel) is the source of this 2331-nucleotide messenger RNA. RefSeq names its product ectodermal-neural cortex 1 (gene enc1). Gene Ontology annotation, cellular component: Cul3-RING ubiquitin ligase complex; cytoplasm. The record is from RefSeq and is a predicted model, not a curated record. Gene Ontology annotation, molecular function: protein binding. Gene Ontology annotation, biological process: ubiquitin-dependent protein catabolic process. Lineage: Eukaryota; Metazoa; Chordata; Actinopteri; Gymnotiformes; Gymnotidae.